This is a messenger RNA of Labrus bergylta (ballan wrasse), 2060 nucleotides long. RefSeq names its product relaxin family peptide receptor 3.3b (gene rxfp3.3b). NCBI's taxonomy places the organism in Eukaryota, Metazoa, Chordata, Actinopteri, Labriformes, Labridae. Gene Ontology annotation, cellular component: external side of plasma membrane; membrane. The record is from RefSeq and is a predicted model, not a curated record. Gene Ontology annotation, molecular function: C-C chemokine receptor activity; C-C chemokine binding. Gene Ontology annotation, biological process: positive regulation of cytosolic calcium ion concentration; immune response; cell chemotaxis.
UUCCCGGCCCUGCCCCCUGUCACUCAGUUCUCCUCUGGUCUCUGCUGUAGUUUCCCCCUCUGAUGACAUGCCAGCCCCCUGUCGGACACGCGCCUCCUCGGGCACCAGCAGUACAUAAAGUGAGCUGCGCGCGCACGGGGCUGAUCAGUGAAUCAGUAAGCGGCGGAGGAGAGAGCCGCUCCGGUCCGUUAAGCGCUCCACACCGCGGAGUUACCAUGAGCUGCGGAGACUGUGCGCGCCUGGAAGCUUCUCUUCUCCGGGAGCGCACGAGGUGAUGCGCCCUACGAGACUCUGUUCGGGUCUAUUACCGGAGAGGAUGGCGGAGCUAUGGAACCACAACAGUACGUCCUCUUUGAACCGGUCCAGCGCCGAGCAGGACCGGUUCAGCAGCUUGGAUGACAUCGACUUCCCGGCGGACGGCUCCCCAACGCUGCGCAUCCUCAUCUCCAUUGUGUACUCGGUGGUGUGCGCCGCCGGGCUGGUCGGGAACCUGCUGGUCUUCUUUCUGAUGAAGGGGCGCAGGGGCAGAAAGAAGCGCUCCAGCAUCAACCUAUUCAUCCUGAACCUGGCCGUCACGGACUUCCAGUUCGUGCUGACGUUGCCGUUCUGGGCUGUGGACACGGCUCUGGACUUUAGCUGGCCGUUUGGAAACGCCAUGUGUAAGAUCAUCCUGUCGGUUACGGUGAUGAACAUGUACGCCUCUGUUUUCUUCCUCACCGCUAUGAGCGUCACCAGGUACUGGUCGGUGGCCUCUGCGCUGAAGGACCGGACCCGGAGGCGGGUGUGUCCGGUACGUUGGGUGAUCGCGGGGUUGUGGGUGUCCGCCACGGUGGCUACUCUGCCCACAGCCAUCUUCUCCACGGUGAAGAGCGUGGCCGGGGAGAGGCUGUGCCUGCUCGGCUUCCCGGACGGACAGUCGUGGCUCGCGCUGUACCAUCUCCAGAAGAUCCUGGUGGCUUUCGUGUUCCCCAUGCUGAUCGUUACUGUGUGCUACCUGCUGCUUCUGCGUUUCGUGCGCCUGCGCAGCAUGAACAACAACCAGGUGAAGCGGAGGUCCAGAGUCACGCGCUCCGUCACCAUCGUGGUCCUCUCCUUCUUCAUCUGCUGGAUGCCAAACCACGCCAUCACCUUCUGGGGCGUGCUGGUCAAGUUUAAUGUGGUCAACUGGGAUAAAGCGUACUACAUGGUGCACACGUACGUGCACCCGGUGACAGUGUGCCUCGCGCACACCAACAGCUGCCUGAACCCGGUGCUGUACUGCCUCAUGCGCCGGGAGUUCCGCAAGAAGAUGAAGGAUCUGUUCUGGAGGAUUUCCUCCCCCUCAGGGACGAACAGCUGCCCCCUGCGGCCCUUCUCCGGGACGGUUAGAGCGGAGCCGGACGACACGCAGAUCGUCAUCCCGCUGAACAACGUGGAGACGGAAAACUACCGGCUGUCUGUGUUAACGGACCACGGCGACACGGAAACACUGCAGGGAUAGAAAACUGUUACACCAUGAUGAAAGAUGAUUGACUGAUAUUUAGACUCAUUACAGACUUCUGAACUGUGAGUCUCUUAUUUGUUCUUUGUGCAACACAGAACAUAUGGGAUAUCAGAUAUUUAUUGACUUGGCAACAGAUGGAUUUUAUAUUCGUUAUCACAGAGUGAAAUUUAAAAAAGCAAGAACGGGACAAGCGCGCGUAAAUUACGCACCAGGAGGUUCGUGUGUAAAACCACUCCACUGCGUUUCUGUUCCUCCUGACUGCGCUGUGUCACAAGAAAAACUCUCCUCACUCUCAUGCUGAUGCUGUAUUUUGGUCCUGGACAGCUGAAUAUAUGGAGGUGCAGGAUUUAUGUAGCUCUCUCUGUGCAGAAGCAUCUGGUCACUGUGCUGCAGGGAGGACUCAGCCUGCUGCUGCUGCUGCUGCUUCAAUCAUCAGUCUGUGGAGUUUUUUCAAGUUUCUCGUGGCUGAUGUGUAAAAUGUUCAAGCUUAAGUAAGUGAAUGUAAAAAAAAAAAAAACUGCCAUUUUGACCUUAACAAUGUUUGGAGAAUAAAAUAUGUUCUUUGUGGUGACAGUGA